AUGAGUCUGGGAAGUCCGCCAUUUCCAAAAAAUUUGGCACCUGGCAGUGUAAAACAAGUGCUGCAGAGUCUUCAGCAGACAAAAAAAAAGUCUCGACAAAAAUCUCAGGAUCUUGGUAUCUGUCUCUCACCAUUUUUUCAGUGGUUCCGCGUGGACCGGGCCGGGCAGUCGGUGCCGGUGGUGGCGUCGCCGCCCAGGGUGCGGCAGGUGCAGGGAAGCCUGGUGCUGCAGGCCGUCACGCUGGCCGACGCGGGGCUCUACAUGUGCGCCGUCAACAACUCGGUGGGCACGGAGCGCGUGUCCACCUCGGUCGUCAUCAACGCGCCGCUGGCCGCCUACAUCAGCCCCCAGGUGCAGACGGUGGACGUGGACCGGACGGCCUACUUCAACUGCACCACCGAGGGACACCCGCAGAUCAGCGUGUCGUGGCUCAAGAACGGCAAGCAGCUCUCCGCCGGCAAGGGCGUACAGAUCCUCCCCGGACACGUGCUGAGGCUGGAGUCGGUGCAGCGCGCGGACGGCGGGAUGUACCAGUGCUUCGUCAGCAACGGCCAGGAGGCGGCGCAGGGCUCGGCGCACCUGCGACUCGGAGACGCCGCGCCGAUGCUGCUGGCGACGUUCCCCAACGAGACGCUGUCGCCGGGAUUUACUGUAGUUUAG
This is a messenger RNA of Thrips palmi, 660 nucleotides long. RefSeq names its product Down syndrome cell adhesion molecule-like protein Dscam2. Lineage: Eukaryota; Metazoa; Arthropoda; Insecta; Thysanoptera; Thripidae. The transcript has 6 exons. Gene Ontology annotation, cellular component: plasma membrane; axon. The coding region runs from base 1 to 660 and encodes 219 amino acids. Gene Ontology annotation, biological process: nervous system development; axon guidance; cell-cell adhesion. The record is from RefSeq and is a predicted model, not a curated record.